Fragaria vesca subsp. vesca is the source of this 1909-nucleotide messenger RNA. RefSeq names its product laccase-14-like. Gene Ontology annotation, cellular component: apoplast. Lineage: Eukaryota; Viridiplantae; Streptophyta; Magnoliopsida; Rosales; Rosaceae. Gene Ontology annotation, molecular function: copper ion binding; hydroquinone:oxygen oxidoreductase activity. The record is from RefSeq and is a predicted model, not a curated record. Gene Ontology annotation, biological process: lignin catabolic process. The transcript has 7 exons. The coding region runs from base 109 to 1812 and encodes 567 amino acids.
AUGACGAGUAUCACAGAUAGACGACCACAAUCGAGGGCGACCUGAAGGACACAGUGCCAUUUUCCAAGUAAGAGGAAACUUUCAGACAAACUUCUGAAAAUUGAGAAAAUGGCUGGGUUUAACAAAAUGGGGGUGAUCUUGCUGGCUGCGUCUCUAGGGUUUAUGUUCCUGCAACUUUGCAGCGCCACCCGUUAUUAUGACUUUGUUCUGAAAGAAACAAAUUUCACAAGGCUUUGCAGCACGAAGAGCAUCUUAACUGUAAAUGGGAGUUUUCCAGGGCCAACCAUUAAAGUUCACAAAGGAGAAACUAUCUACGUCAAUGUCCACAACCAAGGAUUAUAUGGUGUCACCAUUCAUUGGCACGGAGUGAAGCAGCCAAGAAACCCAUGGUCUGAUGGACCUGAGAACAUAACUCAGUGCCCAAUUCAACCGGGGUCGAGCUUUACAUAUGAGGUUGUAUUUUCGAAUGAGGAAGGAACACUAUGGUGGCAUGCUCAUAGUGAUUGGACUCGUGCCACUGUUCACGGCGCCAUUGUCAUAUUACCGGCUGCCGGCACGAAAUAUCCAUUUGCAGCUCCACAUGCACAGCACCCAAUUAUUUUGGGUUCAUGGUUUAAGUCAGAUGUGAUGGAAGUGAUUAACUCUGCUCUCGCAACCGGUGCAGACCCUAACAUCUCUGAUGCCUUCACGAUCAAUGGACAGCCUGGGGACUUAUACAGUUGCUCCAAGGCAUCAACAUACCGUUUGAAAGUGGACUACGGCAAGACCUAUAUGCUGCGCAUAAUCAACGCCAUCAUGAACGAAGAACAGUUUUUCGCCAUCGCCAACCACACCCUCACUGUGGUCACCCAAGACGCCGCCUACAUAAAACCGAUUACUACUUCAUACAUCAUGAUAACUCCAGGCCAAACUAUGGACGUUUUGGUCACCGCAAAUCAGCCUCGUAGCCAUUACUACAUGGCUUCCUCUGCUUACGCUGAUGGCAUUGUUCCAUUUAACAACAGCACAACCACCGCCAUUCUUCAGUACCGCGGCAACUAUUCGACCCCAUCGACCAUUCCGCUGCCCAGCCUUCCUAUCUAUAACGACACAACCGCUGCUGACAGCUUCACUGCUCUUCUCAAGUCUUUGGCUAGCAAGGCACACCCCAUCAGUGUUCCAACAAAAAUCACGACCAGGAUAUACAUGACUAUUGCUAUCAAUGAACGAAUUUGUCCUAACGCUUCUUGUGCCGGGCCGGAUAAUAAUGCCAUUGCUGCUAGCUUAAACAACAUCAGUUUUGAGACUCCUUCCAUUGAUAUUCUGCAAGCUUAUUAUGGGGGAAUAAAUGGAGUUUUUGAAGGGAACUUCCCAUCCAACCCGCCUCAUUUUUACAAUUUCACUGGAGAUUAUGACAACAGUACCAUAUAUCCGACCUUCGGGGCCAAAGUGAAGUUCAUCAAAUAUGGCGAAGGAGUUGAAAUAGUCUUCCAAGGCACCAACCUCAUUGCUCCUGAGAACCAUCCAAUGCAUCUCCACGGAUUCAGUUUCUAUGUGAUUGGAACUGGUUAUGGGAAUUUUAACGCAACCGAGUCACCCAAAACAUACAAUUUGGUUGAUCCACCAGAAGUCAACACCGUUGGCGUUCCAAAGAACGGAUGGACUACCAUCAGAUUCCUAGCUGAUAAUCCUGGAGUAUGGUUUAUGCAUUGUCAUUUGGAAAGACAUUCCAGUUGGGGAAUGGACACUGUGAUCAUAGUGAGAAAUGGAAACACAACAAAGUCGAAGCUUCGCCCACCACCUGCCCAUAUGCCUCCUUGCUCCAAGUCUUAGAUUUACUUCUAAUUUCUUACCCUAAAUAAAAUCACAUAUUUAUUUAGACUUGAUUUGUAAUAAUAAAUCAUUGUUUCUUUUUUCUUUUUUCUUUUUU